AUGAUAUCACAUGUCAUAUCAGGCAGUUCGGAGAUCAGCGGCAUAAGCCACGCACCCGCGAAGAAAAGCACUUGGAACGCCAAGAACGGCCUAGAGGCAGCCAAGCCGAAAUGCCUGCUCUUGGGUACGGACGAAAUAAGUUUCAUGGCCAAGGAGCAGGAAAAGAUUCUCACCCCCCAUCAUGAUGCCAUGGUUAUAUCGCUCACUGUAGCGAACUGCCUGGUGAAAAGGAUACUGGUAGAUUAUGGAAGCUCCGACAACAUCAUCUUCCAGGCCGCAUACAAGGAUCUAGGACUGGAGGAAAGCACUCUAACUCUAAGGAUAACCCCACUCAUAGGGUUCAGCGGAGAAGUCAAGCAAACCGCCAGAGAGUUGACCCUCCCAGUAUAUGCUGAAGGGCUCAACAUGUCAACCAAGUUCCUUGAUGUUGACUGCGACUCAUCCUACAAUAUGAUCCUAGGACGGCCCUGGAUUCACGGCAUGGGAGCCAUCCCUUCGACUCUUCACCAGAUGGUGAAAUUCCCUGCACCCUGGGGCAUAAGGACAAUAAGAGGGGAACAAGAGUAUUCCCGCCUCUGCUACCAUACUAACUUUAAGGGAAAGACCAAGGUCUUAUAG
Molecule: messenger RNA, 618 nt
Organism: Brassica oleracea var. oleracea
Lineage: Eukaryota; Viridiplantae; Streptophyta; Magnoliopsida; Brassicales; Brassicaceae
Exons: 1
Coding region: 1-618 (205 amino acids)
Source: RefSeq, a predicted model, not a curated record